AUCAUAUUCAUUUUUACAAGUUGAAUAGUAUGGAACAUAUUUUAUUAAAAACGUGUGAUUUACAUUCUCGUCAUAAAUUUUGGAGUUUAUUGCCAAUACUACAAAAUAUUACUACAAAGACUACGACAAGGAAAUACACCCAAUCAGAUGGUCUAAAUAUUAACGUAUAAAUUCAGCAUUCAAUAUUUCGCAAUCGUUCCGAGCAAUUUCAUGGUUCUUAUAUACAUACAUAUGUACAUACGUACAUACCUUCAAUAGGACAAACACAAAAUGUGUUAAAAAUCAACUGAUGGACAUAUUGAAGCGCUACAUAAAUAAGUAACUAUUUACAUGGAUAAUAUAAAAUUGAGAUUGUGCUCAAAAUUUCAAACUAAAAUAAUGAAGAUGGAUUUUUGUAAACAAAUACGCUUGGAUGUUGAUGAAUCAGAAUCUGUGAAUUUGAGAUCAAUAAUCAAACAUACAAAUUGCAAUUGAUUUUAUGCUGCAUAUAUUGCAAAUGAUUAUAGCCAUGAGCUCCCCAAUUCAUAAACAAUAUUGCUUCGCAUCGCCGCGACGUACGAAAACUACUUCAGAAUCUGAUAAGGGAUUACUUAACAAUUCUGAAGAAAGGAAUGCGAAUAUAUUGUUAGAUGAGUUACCGCCACAACCACUCGCCGCAGCAAUGUUUUCUUUCCAGUUGAUGGCAGACGCUGUUAACAGAGCGCUGCAGCACUGCACAACAUCACAACCCAAGAACUCUACUAUGACGCAGAUUGAAUUUAAUUCUAGUAGUGCCCCGUCAUUUUGUUACUUUUUUAUUGAUAUGCAACCGCAAUCUGAGAAUGAUUAUAAUUUUUCGGACUACAACAUGAAUUCUUAUCAAAACUACACAAAUCUUUCGGAUAAACAACAACCAAGUAGCUGUCACCAAACAUCAGAGGCGAGUGAUCCGAAGCUUCAACGACAAAGAAGUCUGUCCGAAUGUAGUGAUGACAGUUUUAUUUGCUUCGAGGAUGAUAACAAAAGUAUUGAUUCGAUUGCAUUUGCCUGCACAGAUUGUAAUGGAACGGAUAAAAUGUCUGAUAUCGAUAAUAGUCAAGAACAUCGGAAGCGGGUACGCUUUGAUUUAAAACCAAAGGUUCAUGUCAUGCACACUUGGGAUUACGCUUAUCGGGCGGCUCGGAAAGGUGGUUGGCAACAGAUCGCUCUAGAUCGUGAAAGAUUUCAGCAGAGAAUAAAUCGCGUCGCCCCAAUUCUAAAUAUUAUUCUAACAUCAAACCAUCGGGAUAAAAUUUAUAAAGAUCGGUUUUUAGUUAUAAAAUAGUGAUAGAUUCGUUAUAAUAAUAAAUUCUUAAUUCCUGUAUAUAAUCUUCUGUUCAUUAUAAAGAAAUCUAUGUAGAUAAGUCAAGAUGGCCCUGCAUGAAUUUUAAAAAUUGUAAA
Drosophila navojoa is the source of this 1419-nucleotide messenger RNA. RefSeq names its product Protein phosphatase 1 regulatory subunit 15 (gene PPP1R15). Gene Ontology annotation, cellular component: protein phosphatase type 1 complex; endoplasmic reticulum. Gene Ontology annotation, biological process: response to endoplasmic reticulum stress. Gene Ontology annotation, molecular function: protein phosphatase regulator activity. NCBI's taxonomy places the organism in Eukaryota, Metazoa, Arthropoda, Insecta, Diptera, Drosophilidae. The record is from RefSeq and is a predicted model, not a curated record.